Messenger RNA from Stegastes partitus (bicolor damselfish), 2634 nucleotides. RefSeq names its product CD48 antigen. The coding region runs from base 214 to 1017 and encodes 267 amino acids. The record is from RefSeq and is a predicted model, not a curated record. NCBI's taxonomy places the organism in Eukaryota, Metazoa, Chordata, Actinopteri, Pomacentridae. The transcript is spliced from 8 exons. Gene Ontology annotation, cellular component: cell-cell junction; membrane.
AUAGUUUUUGAAUUAAUCGGCCGAUUAAUCGGUUAUCGGAAUUUUUUUAUUUUUUUGCCAAAUAUCACAAUCGGUUGGGCCCUAAUAACCAUAACUCGAUUUUGCAACACAGAAUUAGUGGCUGAAAUAGGAACAGUGCUUCUUCUGCUGCGGGGAGUAAAUGUUAAAAGCCGACAAACAGGAAGUGAGCCACAGUUGCCUUUUGGAGUUACAAUGAAACAACUGACUCUGCUCAUUUUAUUCCUUCAAGUGGUACUGGUUAAAUCACUUGGGGAAGUCUCUGGCUACCUUGGGGAUUCCAUUACCCUGCGAUCAGGAGUCGACCCAUCAUGGAGUCUCUCCAAAAUUGAGUGGUCAAUCUUCUCUAACCACACUUGGAUUGCCACGUACCACAAAGGGAGGAAAAGCACUGAACGCGUCCCUCGAUAUAAAGGGAGACUCAGUCUAAACAUCUCUUCAGGUGACUUAACGAUAGAACGACUGACCAAAAAGGAUGCCAUGGAAUACACUGUGGACAUCUUCAACACCGAAGACGAAGAGUACUUUCUCCAGAUUAAGCUGAUCGUGAGAGAACGCCUCCAGAUACCAGUCAUACGAUCAGAAACCAGUUCACCUGUUCAAGGACAAUGUUUUACGGUGCUGGAUUGUUCUUCACCUGAGAAUGGCGUCCACUACUCCUGGCAUGUGGUACCAUCCACUGUGUACAUCACUGGCAGGAGCUCUCCACACCUUUUAGCAAUUUUCAAUACGACAGACAACCCUGUCAGCUUCACCUGUACCACCAGCAAUAACAUGGAUAACGCCUCGAGUGUUGUCACCUUAAAGUGUGAUGGUGACAAGCUUCAGCCUGUGACCCCAGAACCUGCACAGUUACAGGGCAGGGAGAGAUUCAUUACUCCUUUUUUAAUUGGCCUCCUGGUUGGUGCAAUCACAGUAACUAUAACUGUCUGUUUCAGAGUGCGCAUUGGAAAUGCAUUUCAGUGCCUGACAGAAAAAUUGUGCUCAUCAAAAAAAUAAUGAAUCCUAAAAGUUUCAAGGAGCCAGAAUGACAACGAACCAACAACACCACAAAUCACCAGAGACGUCUGCAGCAACAGGAGUGUGGUUUGUAUGGCAUGCUGUAUAUUUAUUUAUAAGGUGGAAGCAGCCACACAAGCAAGCAGAAGUGAAUGUAUUUUGAGAGGAUCUGCAGAGGAUGUUCAUUAUUUAUCUGAUGCAGAGCUGCUGGUAUUUUUCUGCACUUGUAUUUUUUGUGUGUGUUUUUUUGUUGUUAUUGUCACAACCUUUGCCCCCUUCAACUAUAACACAGAAAAAGCCCAGCAACCAUGGAAAGCUCCCACAAUACUGGCUAACAUUCCCUAAAAGUUCCAGUUGUGUUUUCAAGAAAAAUGUUCCUGUAAGACUAAAUGUUAACCUAACGUUUUGUCUGCAAUAUUGAGAGAGUGUUUUGAGGGUGUGGUCGGGGCCACAGAUUAUGUUGAACGAUAACAAAUUGAGACCUGAACCGAAACAAACAAAACAAGAAACUCCCACUAAUGUUCUUAGAAUGACUGAGCAUUGUUAGAAUGUUUUGUAGAAAAUGUUAUCUUACCUUGAAGAAGAAAAUCCAGGAAAAAAAGAAACUUCCAGCUGAAAACAUUCCUUUGCAGUAAUAUUCCAGGAAUAUGUUUUGAGAACAAAUUCUAGCUAAAAUGAACGUGGUGAUGGUUCUGCACAGAGCUAUCGUUUGUUGUUUAUUGUUGUUUUGUAAUGCUUGUCACGGUGAUAAACUUUGAGAGAAGGAUGCACACUGGCCACAACACACUAGUACCUCAAAUUCUACUCUAGCAAACCUGCUGAAUACAAUCCUUCUAGUUGUAUGCGUACAAAAUAGCACUUGCUAAUUCGAUGGCAUCAUUUCUGGUUAUUUCAUUUUCUUUAGCAUGCGCAUUAACAACAUUAAAAUGUUAAUGAAAUAACUUGACAUUCAGACAGACAUUCCAAUUCCAUCACCUUUGUCUUUUUUCUUUUGUUAAUUUGUUGUUUGUUUCUAUGCAAUCUACUCCACGAUCAGAGGGCUGUAGUACGAAGCAAGGUCCAUAGAGAGAGAAGUAUAUUGAGCCUAAAGCCAGAGUUUUCUUUAACCGUCUCCAUCGCCAUGGUAACUGAUGCUACACAGCUCACCUGCAGGCUCUGUUCAGAGGAGCAGGCGAGAUUAAAUGCCUUUUGUUAAGCCAGGUUUUGUUAAACCAGUUUGUUUGUUAAGCUGAAGAAAUCCUGGAUAUGUCAAACUUGCUUCCUAGUACAGCCAUCAAGUGUCAAACAUGAGGCAGGAGAUUCCAAAGCACUUUAUUAUGGAUUUAUCUGAAUAUACCACAAUGGGCAGAAAGCAGAAGGGGGAUAUUUUCUGGAUUUUUUGAGGAACAUCUCUCAACCGAUCACUUCUACAGUAGUGACGCCUGAUAGAGGCUCCUUUAGAACUUCACUGUUGCAGUAUUUUGCUGAAGUUGGUCAAUUGCUAAGCUUCCAAAUGUGUAUUUUCAGUAUUGCAUUUUUUUAACAUGCGUUUUUAAUCCCUAAAUCACCACAAUAAGCAUGUGCUGCCUUAUUCUGUGUUGUCAACACAAUAAAUAAACUGGAUACUGUGUAAAGCUC